Messenger RNA from Cooperia oncophora, 546 nucleotides. The record is from the annotation of a GenBank genome assembly. Lineage: Eukaryota; Metazoa; Nematoda; Chromadorea; Rhabditida; Trichostrongylidae.
AUGUCUGUUUCGACGAAACGACGAUACAUCACAAAUAAGGUAGAGUCCGAGUAUUACACGCCAGUAGAAGGGGAUAUCAUUGCACAAGUAAAAAACACCAGAGGCAACAAUUUGCAUGAGAUUGAAGAUGAGAAUGGUGAAACAUAUGUUGCAAGUAUGCCAUCCAAGUUCAGGAAAGCCAUAUGGAUCCGACGGGGGCAGUUCGUUGUUUUGCGACCAAUUGAAGAGGGUGACAAGGUAAAAGCGGAAAUUGAACACGUGUUGGACGAAGAGAACAUACUGUACAUAAGAUCUAUGAACAAAUGGCCUGCUAGAUUCGAAGAGCAGGCUCGUAUGAUGACGAGAGAUGCUAAGCGAGGAGGAAAAGGAGACACCAUGAUUGAUGACGAUAUGCUACCACCAAGUGAUAGCGAUGAAUACGAAAGUAGCGAGGAACAUUCAACUGAUGGUGAAGAAGGCGAUGUUUCCGAUGAUGAGUCAGACGAAAGCGCACACGAUCGGAAUCAAUAUAAUCCUAAUCGUGAUAAAGCCCCAACAAGUUCAUAA